Solanum stenotomum is the source of this 1595-nucleotide messenger RNA. Its product is annotated as protein DETOXIFICATION 16-like. Gene Ontology annotation, molecular function: xenobiotic transmembrane transporter activity; antiporter activity. The record is from RefSeq and is a predicted model, not a curated record. Gene Ontology annotation, cellular component: membrane. NCBI's taxonomy places the organism in Eukaryota, Viridiplantae, Streptophyta, Magnoliopsida, Solanales, Solanaceae. The transcript has 8 exons. The coding region runs from base 122 to 1573 and encodes 483 amino acids. Gene Ontology annotation, biological process: xenobiotic detoxification by transmembrane export across the plasma membrane.
AUAACUUUGUCCCCCAUGGGGUGGACAUACAUACAAACAAAGCUAGCUUUUAUUGCACUAGAGUACAUAUCCUCUGUUGUAAAAUUAUUGCUUUGUGGAAGGAAGACUUUGAGAAAGACAAAUGGAUACACAAGAUAUUGAGUGUCCAUUGAUUAGAGAAACUGUAAAGGAAGAAGAGUCAAAGAACAAGAAAAAUGAGAUUUUGGAAGAAAUGAAGAGGUUAUUGAUAUUAGCAGGGCCUCUUAUGACAGUUAACUUUUUAAUUUAUUGUUUACAGGUUAUAUCUAUAAUGUUUGUUGGUCAUCUUGGAGAGUUAGCUCUUUCUGGUGCUUCAAUGGCUACUUCAUUUGCCUCUGUAACUGGCAUAAGCUUGAUGAUGGGAAUGGGAAGUGCAUUGGACACUUUAUGUGGGCAGUCAUAUGGUGCAAAGCAGUAUCAUAUGCUCGGUAUCCAUAUGCAAAGGGCAAUGCUUGUUCUUCUACUGGCUAGUGUUCCUGUGGCCUGCAUUUGGGCUAAUGCAGGGCAUCUUCUCGUAUUAUUUGGACAAGAUCCGGAAAUAUCAGCUGAAGCAGGAAGUUAUGCGCGCUAUAUGAUUCCAACUAUUUUCGCCUUUGCACUUCUCCAGUGUCAUAUUAGAUUUCUACAAGCACAAAACAAUGUGAUCCCCAUGAUGUUCAGCGCGGGGAUCACUACUUUACUGCAUAUAUUCACUUGUUGGAUUCUGGUCUUUAAGUCUGGCCUAGGCAACAAGGGUGCUGCUCUUGCUAAUGCGAUAUCCUACUGGAUUAAUCUCUUGUUGCUAGCGGGAUAUGUCAGAAUAUCGCCUUCUUGCAAAAACACUUGGACUGGAUUUUCAAAAGAGGCAUUUCAUGAUAUAUGGAAGUAUAUGAGACUUGCCAUUCCUUCUGCUGUUAUGCUCUGCUUAGAGAUUUGGUCAUUUGAAAUGAUGGUUCUGUUGUCUGGACUUCUUCCGAAUCCAAAGCUAGAGACGUCGGUUCUUUCUAUCAGCCUUAAUACAUGUGCUAUGGUAUAUAUGAUUCCGUUAGGACUAAGCGGUGCCACGAGUGUAAGAGUUUCAAAUGAACUAGGUGCGGGACGACCUCAAUCAGCUCGUUUAGCAGCUAGUACUGCAGUAUUAUUGGUGGCUACAGAAGGGGUUGUUGCAGCAAUUGUGUUGAUUUCGGUUCGUAAACUGUGGGGCUACUGUUAUAGCACCGAGGAAGAAGUAGUCGGAUAUGUAGCAGAAAUGCUAGUCUUGCUAGCAGGAUCCCACUUCUUAGAUGGUAUUCAAUCUGUACUUUCAGGUACUGCGCGAGGGUGUGGAUGGCAAAAGAUCGGGGCAGUAGUCAACUUGGGAGCUUAUUACCUUUUCGGAAUACCUGCUGGUGUUAUAUUAGCUUUUGUCUACCAUAUAGGUGGAAAGGGACUAUGGUUGGGUAUCACUCUUGCCCUUUUUGCACAAGCACUACUUCUUUUUGUAGUUACUCUGCAGACAAACUGGGAAAAAGAGGCAAAUAAAGCAUCUGAUAGGGUGGCUCCAGAGCUAGCUAACAUAGAAGAAAAUGCAGAAUGACACUUGAUUAGGAUGGUAAUGG